UGAAUGGCAAACUCAAUGAAAACAGCUGUUGCUUCAAAUAAAAUUGUUUACCUAUUAUUUGUGGCGCUCAACCAGUUUUUUGUUUAUUUAUACAAGCGCACAAUGCUUAAAAACAUGUGCAGAGUUUGUGGCAGAUAUGCCGCUUUGAAAGAAUCGUUAAGAAUUUUUGAUAAUAAAGAUGUGCUUUGGAGCAUUCAAGUCCUUACGGGCUUGACUUUGGAAAAUGCAAAAUGUUUGCCAGACCUAAUAUGUACUUUCUGCCAGACUGAAUUGCGCGAAGCGAUCGGGUUCAGCGACAGGGUAAUUGCAGCACAGCAGCAACUCCUGACAGCGUUAGCCGAGGAAGAGCUGAAGAAUGUAUCCGAGGAGUAUAGGACAGCCGUAAUGGAACUAGCUAGCAACAGUUGCGAAAAAUCAUUCAACACAAGCCACUCUGGAACACAAUUAGAGUCAGAUGAGGAGUUGAUUUUAAAACCGCAACUAGAAGCAGACGAAAUGAAUACAGAGGAGCAUCGCAGACAGGAUGAAUUAUUGGAGUACGAUAUUAUAAUAGAUGAUGAGGCAGUCAUCCAGGAGGCUGAAGUACAAGAGAUCCGAGCUUCAGAGGCCAUGGAAAAUCUCACCGAUGAGCCCCAAUGUGCGAUUGCCAACGAAGCCGUUGAUGUUGCAACUACCGAAGAUUAUAUCCUGACUGAUAAGGAGUGGAAUGAAGAGUGUGUGAUAUCGAGCCGGGAGUUGAACGAAGAGAUCGCAGCGCCAAAAAUUGAAGUCAAGAAAAAACGAGCACGAAAAGGCCUCGGAAACAUAAUAUUCGUUUGUGAUGAAUGCGGCAUUCACAUAUCUGGACGCAUGGCCUUUGAACUACACUGCAGACGACAUCGUGGAGACAAACAGUUCCCGUGCGAAGUCUGCCAGGAUCGCUUUUGCACAAGCUCCGAGUUGAAGAGUCACAUGCGGAGGCACACCGGUGAACGUCCCUUUGCCUGUCAAUACUGCGAGCGUAGCUUCGCGGACAACAGUUCCCGGAUAAAGCAUCAGCGCACACACACCAAUGAACGCCCGUAUGCGUGCACAAGCUGUGGCAAGGCCUUUACCGCUCCCUACAUACUCAAGAAUCACAUGCUCAUUCAUUCCGGCGAGCGUGCCUUCAGCUGCGAGCUUUGCAACAAAACCUUUAGAAGACAUACUCAUCUUGUUACACAUUUUCGGUCCAGCGCCCACAAGCGCAAACGAGAGCGUCAAAACAAGGAAAUAAAGAAUACAAGUUAAAUGAUUCCAAGCGC
This is a messenger RNA of Drosophila novamexicana, 1283 nucleotides long. RefSeq names its product transcription factor Ouib-like. Gene Ontology annotation, molecular function: zinc ion binding. Lineage: Eukaryota; Metazoa; Arthropoda; Insecta; Diptera; Drosophilidae. The record is from RefSeq and is a predicted model, not a curated record. Gene Ontology annotation, cellular component: nucleus. Bases 4 to 1269 code for a protein of 421 amino acids. Gene Ontology annotation, biological process: negative regulation of transcription by RNA polymerase II; regulation of immune system process; regulation of cytokine production. The transcript has 4 exons.